Megalops cyprinoides (Indo-Pacific tarpon) is the source of this 638-nucleotide messenger RNA. It is a transcript of the gene thrsp, whose product is annotated as thyroid hormone responsive. Gene Ontology annotation, biological process: regulation of lipid biosynthetic process. The coding region runs from base 65 to 487 and encodes 140 amino acids. Lineage: Eukaryota; Metazoa; Chordata; Actinopteri; Elopiformes; Megalopidae. The record is from RefSeq and is a predicted model, not a curated record. The transcript has a single exon. Gene Ontology annotation, cellular component: cytosol.
AGGCCUCCUUCCACAACACCACCUCACCACCGGCACAGGCACCACCAGAGAACCCCCAGGAGCCAUGCAGUCUGCCGAGGCCAAGAGGAACGGAAGCUGCCUCCAGCUGGCGCUCAGGCGCUACAGUGCCGCAGUGCGCGACAUGGAGCAGACUGUCAUGCUGCCGAGCCUCCUGCGUGAGGUGGCCUCAGAAGACAACCAAGAAUGCGCGGCGGCGGAGGAGGGCACCCCCAAAGACCUGUAUGAGUACUACCUCAUGCUGAAGACCAUCAGGAACACCGUGGAGAGCGGCCUUAUCCCCAUGGAUGACCGCAAGGCCAAGAACCAGCAGGUUCUCAGCAAAACCAUGGAGCCCUUGCUGGAUGCCGACCCCGAGGUCCUCUUCCACUUCCACCUGAAGGGACUGUUCGCCGUCAUAAGCAGUCUCACCACCAAGUCUCAGAGCCUCACCGCCAAAUACAUGGAUAUGGUCGGCAUCGCCAACUAGAGUGACCGGACUAAUCAACAACAAAGACUGAACAAGAAAGAACAGGAAAGCAAGCGAGACCAAUAAAAGGGCAUUAUGGCGUCUCUUCAACUAAUAUACAUUGAAACUGUCUCAGAUUUGCUGAAUGGGCAGUUGUUUACAGACAUGUAUA